GCCUGUUAGCCAUUAGCUUAGCAACCGGAAAAUACGCAGAAUUGUGUCGUUUUUUUUUGAUGACAUCACCAGUCGCACAGUUGCACGAGGGGCACCGGAGAAAGUUUCAUUGCUCGCAACUGAUAGCUGAUAAUCGUCGAAAUUACAGUAUGGGGAAGCAGAAGACCAAGAAGUUUGCUGCAAUGAAGAGAAUGAUCAGUCUAAAAGAUCAGAGACUAAAAGAGAAGGACCGUGCCAAAGCAAAAGAAAAAAAGAAGAAAGAUCCCUCACAGCUCAAGCAGAGAGAAGUGACCAAGCAUCCUUCGUGUCUGUUCUUCCAGUACAACACUCAGCUCGGCCCACCUUACCACAUUCUGGUUGAUACCAAUUUCAUCAACUUUUCCAUCAAGGCCAAACUGGACAUUGUUCAGUCAAUGAUGGAUUGCCUGUACGCCAAAUGUAUUCCAUGUAUCACAGACUGUGUUAUGGCUGAGAUUGAAAAACUUGGAAUGAAAUACAGAGUCGCGCUCAGGAUAGCUAAGGAUCCUCGGUUCGAGCGCCUGCCAUGCACACACAAGGGAACAUAUGCCGAUGACUGUUUAGUCCAAAGAGUAACUCAGCAUAAAUGUUACAUCCUGGCUACUGUGGACAGAGACCUAAAGAGAAGAGUCCGGAAGAUCCCUGGAGUCCCUAUCAUGUACAUCUCAAACCACAGGUACAAUAUUGAGCGGAUGCCUGAUGACUAUGGUGCUCCAAGAUUUUAAAGUUUCUUCCACUGACCUGGACCUGUAAAUAUCAUUUGCCUUUUCUGUAUAUUGCCAAUAUUGAGAGGUUUUGGAGUUUGUUUUGAACAGGAUGUUGGAUGUAAUUUAAAUGCAAAUUGUUGGUGUUUUUCCUAAAUAUAACAAUAACGUUAUUCAUUUUGUAUUUGGAGUGCAAACACAUUUGAACUUAAUAAAUGAAUUAUUGCAGA
Myripristis murdjan (pinecone soldierfish) is the source of this 952-nucleotide messenger RNA. It is a transcript of the gene fcf1, whose product is annotated as FCF1 rRNA-processing protein. The coding region runs from base 60 to 743 and encodes 227 amino acids. NCBI's taxonomy places the organism in Eukaryota, Metazoa, Chordata, Actinopteri, Holocentriformes, Holocentridae. The transcript is spliced from 8 exons. Gene Ontology annotation, cellular component: small-subunit processome. The record is from RefSeq and is a predicted model, not a curated record.